CGCAGAGCUUUCGAAAGCGGUGACUUUGCACUAGUGUUUCGAAUAGGUUCCCCAAUAGCGUAUAUAAAGUGACAUUAACUAAUUUUCGUUCUAAUUUUUGUGAAACGUCUAUAUUUUUUUUUUCCAGUAUCGACACGCACAACAUGGACGUCUUCUCGAAGGUCGGUCUGUUCCCGAAAAAACACCACCGCUGCAUAUCGUUGGAAAGCGGCCAAUCAUCGACGAAAAAAUCAUGUCUGCAGAAAACGCCAUCAGACCCACCGAGAUUUUUUCCACGGCGGUACUCGACGCCAGAGCUGGCGAUGAGAAGACACGCGCUCAGGCAUCAACAACGCGACGACGGUGUCCCGCCCGGGCAACCGAUAUCGAACAAAUCGUGUCAGACCGACAUCUUGGGAUUGGACAAAUACUUGCAAAGGCCCACGGGUAAUGUGAGCCCGAGAAACGAUUCGGAUGCAAUCAGCUCGGAAGCAACGGUGGCGGCGUUGAGGGCGUACAAAAAGCCGUCGAAAAGGCCGAAAGUCCGGUCGGUGGCGGUACACUGCGAACGGCGGCGGCUAUCGUUCGCGGCGUUCAAAGGGUGCCAAAAGUUCAAGCACAUGUACAAGCGCAAGAUAUCGUUAUCUCAACCGUCGUCGGCGACCACCUCGACGGACGACGGUCGGCGCCGGAACAGCAACGUAUUGCCAAAACUGCGGCCGGAUCGGACGGCAGAAACGGAGAGACCGGUGGCCGCCAACAAGGUGAGCGUGGCCGUCAAACUGCCCAGGAUACCGACCAGGGACGCGCGACCGGAAACGGACAGACCCGACGACGGUGGUGGCGUAAGGACAAGACUGGCCAGACUGACCAGACCACAGUCGACGGGCAGUAGUGGUGACGGGAGUGGUGACCGGAAACUGGCGGCCGCGUACUUCCGGGCCAAAUCGGCUCCGAAAAUCUACUCGCCACGAUUUAAAGCCACAGCACCACAGUCGUCGGACCACGAACCACCACAAUCGACGGUUGAGACGAGCUACACGGCUGACACUACGCUCGACACAACGUUUAACCGACGACAGUCGGUCGACGCCACGUCCACGAUGACGGCCACUACGGCGGCCGGCACUAGGACCGUAUCAACGUCCACUACGUUCACCGAACCCGGUUUCCCGAUAGUGUUCAGUUGCGAGAGUGUUCUCCGGCACCCGUUGGAAGGGGGUUAUGUGUCACACACCGAGAGCCAUCGAUUCAGCGUGCACUACGUGUCGGCUGACGCCGCCAGCUCAUCGGUAACGGCCACUUCGGAUACUGAUCGAGAUAGCGGCCCAUCGUUGGUGUUUACGUCAGCUGGCGCGUGCCAAAACGAACGAUGCCUGACUGGCGAAUCCGUGUCCGUCACACUGGGCGGAAAACCGGAUAGCACGGCAGCGGCGUCCACGUCCACUACUGGUGUGACCGGCGAACGGCGUCUGGUCGUCGAACGUUGCGCCGACGUACAUAGGUCGAAUGACGACGUGGCGGCCGACCGUAGUGCAGGCGAUAUAGCAACCGACCACGGGACCACCGAGACGGCCAACAAACAAGGUACCACCGAUACGGCUACAGACCGAGGUACUAGCGAGAUGGCUGCUAACCGUCGAACCUGCAAAACGGCCACUGACAGCGGAACCUGCGAAAUGAUGACCGCUGAAGACGAUGAACAAAUCGGUAGUGAACCACCACCGUCACCACCAUCGCCGUCAUCAACUUCGUCUCCGUCGUCGACUUCUUCGGUUAGGUACUGUUGGCCGGUGGACGAAAACCACAAUCCAUCGAUCAACAUUGCGAAAACCCUGGGAAAUUCUAAAUUCGAUGUCGUACGGAAAACCGAAGAAUUUUACAUUUCGGUAAGAGGCGACGGUGCCAACGCGUUUGAAAAAGCUGCACCGCCGACGGCAGUCAAUAAAACUAUUGAUACUUUGGGUGUGGCCGGUGGGGGAGAGGAGGGCCAUGAGCUCGAAUUGCACGCACGCACGGACGAUGUUGACGACGGCAUGCCAUUACAAUCCGACGAACGAAAUUAUGAGCGGUUGACACAAAACAAUCAAAUAAUAGAAUCCAGCCGUACCGUUUCGAAUCAGUCGCCGAAACCCGACGACACGGAAUCGGUGCUGGUGGGUCGACAAAACGAUUUGGGACCAAUCGAAGGCGAUAGUACGCACGCAAACGUUGCCGAGCCUAUUGAAGAGGAGUAUCGUGGUACGACCAACUCCGAAACCACUGUUACAGAACCGCAGCAACCAAUCGCGAACAACCUUCUCACCGUCCCGUCAGAUCGUCGUCUGCGAUCUGACGAGGAUCCGGUCGUAGCGGAUAUCAUGGCGUCGCGGCGUCGUAACGAGAUGCAAUAUCCCGAGUCGUCCGGAAGACGUGCGGUUGCGGGUGAGGUGGAAAGGAAUCAACGCGCGGUCGGUCCACUCGAAAACGGACGAACCGUGCAAUCGAACAGACCACAAAUGGAUGCCAACAAGCGCAACAUGCCCAACAGACUCGACGACAAUAUUAGCCGCAAACGAGACGACGACAACAUGGUCCGUAAAAGAGAUGACGACCAUAUUAACCGCAGAAGAGACAACGACCGGGAUGCCGAUCUUCGUCAACCCGGACACCUGCAACGUCAGGUACAUGGUUCGUCGUCGGGCACGACGCCUGCCCAGCACUCGAACACGACGGCCGGGCCUAGGAACGCAGUGAAUGACCAACAGCAACCCGGCUACGAACCGUUCGAAAAGCGGACGAACGGACUUCAAGACGGCGGCAGACGUUAUGUCCGCGAGUGGAAUGUAACGAACGACUGUCGGGGAUGCGCCAACGUAAACGUGAAAAAAAACGUGGCGGAGAGGUCAGAAGUAUGUGGCUCUGACGGCCACGACCACAACGGUGGACAAUCGAACGACGUCGGGAAGAAACGGCAUUCGGUUUCAAAACGGAGAUUGGAGUCUGUGGCCGAGGCGACGGAAACUUCGAAGCAGCAGCAGCAGCAGCCUCAACAGGAGUCCAACUACGUGGGUGGAUGUCUGUUCAGCGACUCGUUCAAUCGCAACAAGAAACCUUCGCAAAGGUACGGAGAACGCGCCGAGUACGGUUACGGAUACUACGACARCGAUUCGAAAAAAGUGAACUUCUCGUCGAAACCCGACAGCCGGUACGAUUACUAUCGCAGCGAGCACGUGCCCAAAACUGGCGGUCACAGCCCCAGGGAUGAGGAUUGCACAGUGUUUGCGGAUUGCGAUUCCCAUCACGGAUCAACGGCGCAGCUUCCUUACUAUUCGCACCUGGACAGCAAACGUACGUACGGCGGUGAAAGCGACAGGAAAUGUACCACAGACAUCACCGACGAUUACGACGAUGACGACGACGACGACGACGACGACGAGAGUCUCACCGACAGCCUGGAAGACGGGUCCAAGUACGAGGGAUCGGCCGUGUCGUAUUUCUUGGCGCUUGACGGCCAAAAGUCUGCGGUGACGUUCACUCUGAAGAUGCCCGGCACWCUGGAGAGCCGACUUAACCGGCGCCAGAGUCUGCUCAAGAAGCACCUGCACGUGUCAACGACGGUCCGAAAGUCGGCGGCGGCAGUACGGGUUCGGACCCGACACAAGGGGUGUCAGACGCUGUGGACCGUCGAGAAGGGGGUUCAAGUGCAGCGGGGUUCCACGGCCAACAUGGACGACCGCAAGGCGCUGGAGACGCUGCUGGCUGGGUUGGGGCGCAGCCACGUGUCCGACAACCAGAUUCGGUUGGUCGGUGGCCGGAAGAUGGUGUCAGAGGGCAACCAGACGGAACAACCGCCCGCGGACCGGCACACCCAGACUACUAGGGACGUGGCCGCGGGACGGGAAACGCCCGAAUGCUGCGCGGUGGCCGGGAGACAGGGCAAGAAUCAGGUGCAUGCGAUGAAAAAAUUUUCCUCUGACAACGCUUUGAUGGUGGGCGUGGUCAGGCAGAACAAGUACUGCAAGGGAAAAGAAGCUUUGGACGGUGCCAAAAACGAUAAAUUGCUCACGCUGUCCAAAGGUUGGAUCAACUUUUACACGCUCAGGGCUGACAGUGCGGACGCGGAAGCACAAGUAGAAUUUAAUGAUAACGACGAUGAGGUGAAAGCCGAAGAUGACAGCCAACAAUACACUGUACACGUGCAAGCCAUCCCCGAACCUGCCGUGACAUUGCCCGUGGUGCACGUUCCUCAUCGCAAUAAUACUCAUCUGCAAUUGCCGAAGACGUGUGGUACUGCAGCUAAACAUUUACCGAAACUUGUGCAAACGGAGACCAAUAACAAUCAUCGUUKUCCGUCGCAUUUAGCAACAGAAAAUGGUUGGUGUGUAAGUGUGGAUGGUCCGAACAACAUGCACAUGAAGGUUUCAUUACUACCAGAUAAGGCAGGCAUAAAAACAUCGGAACAUUUUGAGCCAAAUGACGAAAAUAAACUAGAUGCCAGGAGAUUAGCUUUACAAAGGAAGACCAACUACAUUCGCAAACCUUAUAGAAAUAUGAAAAGAACACAAUCAACGCCUAGGGACAUGUUCUCUGCAGAUGUUUCACGAACAGAGUCUGCCUUGUCAGCCGAAAGCAAAUAUAUUGAGACAAUUGACACGCAACUACUAAUCCACAAGGCUCGAAGGCGCUUAAGUCAAGAAUGGGACACAAGAAAUCAAAAUAGAGGUUUAACUGAAUCAGUUCAAUUAGUCGUUACAGGAGAUUCGGUUUCCAGUAGAACAUCUCAACAUUAUGCGACUAGAGGACAUCAGCAUUGCUCAUUCAGACGACAAUCAAGAAGAAUUUAAUACAUUUUUUAUAAAUUAUUUAUAAUAAUAAUUACUAUUUUAUACAUGUAGGUGAAUUAGUUACUAACUAGAAAAACUUAUAAUUAUU
This is a messenger RNA of Diuraphis noxia (Russian wheat aphid), 4893 nucleotides long. RefSeq lists its product as uncharacterized. The record is from RefSeq and is a predicted model, not a curated record. NCBI's taxonomy places the organism in Eukaryota, Metazoa, Arthropoda, Insecta, Hemiptera, Aphididae.